GGCAGUGUGAAGGCAACUAUGUCUGCGUCACUUUCCUCCGACGUCGCACCCCUCAUGACGGUCCUUACCGGUUGAUCUGUUGUGGUCGCAGCACCUUCCUCUGUCCUUCAGCUGUAAAAUGUACUACAAAUUCAGCGGAAUUACUCAAAAACUCACGGGCUCUGCGCCCACGGUUGCCUACAAUCCUCAGGGGCUGAAGCCAGCAAUCCCUGCCGAGUCCCCUACGAUGAUCUUCGCCACCCCCACAAAGGUGGUGUCAGAAGCGGGGGCUGCAGCAGAGUACAUGGGAACAAAUAAGGUUCCUGAUCUUCAGAGGCUUUUCCAGACGUCAGACGGCGUUCCCGUUCAUCUAAAGCGCGGGUAUCCCGACAGGCUUCUGUACCGCACCACCAUGGCUCUGACUGUAGGAGGCGUCGUCUACUGCCUGGUGGCUCUCUACAUCGCAGCCCAGCCAAAGAAGGGCUGAUCAACAAAAACAUGGAUUCUCUUUUAGCACCUGUGACUUUCUGCUGCUCGCCAUUCAACCUCUUUGGACUCUAUAAAUUGAAUAAAAGUUCUUUCAAACCAGAGGGGUUGGGCCCACUUGACCAACGUUCAAAAUGUAAUUAAGUGAAGAUCAAUACAUUGAUUGAAUUAUAAUAAACAAGUUAAGACAUUCAGA
This is a messenger RNA of Oryzias melastigma (Indian medaka), 661 nucleotides long. RefSeq names its product cytochrome c oxidase subunit 7A-related protein, mitochondrial (gene cox7a2l). The record is from RefSeq and is a predicted model, not a curated record. Gene Ontology annotation, biological process: mitochondrial electron transport, cytochrome c to oxygen; regulation of oxidative phosphorylation; mitochondrial respirasome assembly. NCBI's taxonomy places the organism in Eukaryota, Metazoa, Chordata, Actinopteri, Beloniformes, Adrianichthyidae. Bases 119 to 466 code for a protein of 115 amino acids. The transcript is spliced from 3 exons.